CUCUCCUCUCCUCACACUCCAACCCUGCUCAUCUCUCAGCUGGACAGUAAGGGCCGUUCACACCUCACACUGACAACAUGCUGGGGACACUCUGCACUCUCAUCACUGCUCUAACAUGUGUCAGUGGUGUGACUGUGGUGACACAGAAGCCUCCUGUUGUGACGGUGAGGAAAGGAGAGACGGCCUCUCUGGACUGUAACCUGGGGACUGUUGAUAAUAGUGCUCAUUGGUAUAAACAGGUUCCAGGAGGAGUUCCUCAGUAUGUUUUACAGUGGUACUACUACAAUUGGACCUCUGUAAAAUAUGGUUCUGGUUUCUCCUCUCCUAAAUUCACAUCUAAUCAUCAGUCUAUAUCUGAUUAUAGUUUGAUUAUUAACAAUGUGGAGGAGGAAGACUCAGCAGUGUAUUACUGUAAAACAAAAGACUACUAUGUUGGCGAGUGGGCAUUCGGACCAGGAACCAAGCUCAUUGUUACUGAUGGAGAUCUGGCUACACCUGCUGUGACUCUGUUCCCUCCAUCCACUGAAGACCUCAAGUCCAGCAGAGCAACACUGGUGUGUCUGACUAGUGACCUGUCUCAGAGAUCCAAGGGGUUGGCAGAUGUCAGCUGGAUGUCUAGUGGUGAAUCAGUGACAGAAGAUGUUUCUACCAGCCCUGCUGAGCAGCAACCAGACAACACCUUCAGGAUCAGCAGCUAUCUGACCAUUCAGACUGCAGACUGGGACAGGGACGUGGUGUUCACAUGUAAAGUGUCGUUGGGGUCAACAUUCUCUGAGAAAGAGAUCAGAAAGACUAGUUGUAGUCUGUAAAUCAAUAGUUUCAGACAAUCAAUACAACUGGUAGUUUGUUAAUGCUUCAGAAUGAGUGCAGCUGUUAUUUCAUUAGAACUGUUAAGUGAUGUUUUGAUCUUUGCUUUGCUGUUAAAUAUAGAAGUUAAAAUCCUAACAACAUGGAUGAUAUUGGGCUGAAGUCUGAAUGCAGUAUGACCAUAACCAAUGUAAUGUCAAAUAGUUGUUGAGGGCUGUUUGUCAUCACAAGUUACUAUUGAUGCAUUCACUGUACCAGCAUCAUGUUCUCUAGAACAUAACAUCUGAAAUACUGUCAUGAUGACUAGAUCUCUCUACUAUUGUGAAAUGAGUUGAAUUACUAAUGAUAAAGGAAUAGUUAGAGCUUUGCUGUAUUGUGGAUAUUCAAUAAAGAACAUUCUAAAGAACAA
Messenger RNA from Oncorhynchus nerka (sockeye salmon), 1216 nucleotides. Its product is annotated as immunoglobulin lambda-1 light chain-like. The coding region runs from base 78 to 809 and encodes 243 amino acids. The record is from RefSeq and is a predicted model, not a curated record. NCBI's taxonomy places the organism in Eukaryota, Metazoa, Chordata, Actinopteri, Salmoniformes, Salmonidae. The transcript is spliced from 4 exons.